Molecule: messenger RNA, 470 nt
Organism: Ceutorhynchus assimilis (cabbage seed weevil)
Lineage: Eukaryota; Metazoa; Arthropoda; Insecta; Coleoptera; Curculionidae
Source: the annotation of a GenBank genome assembly
GGUUGGCCAGCCACCAUCCCAACAAUUGAAUCAUAUCAAAAUCAAAUUAUUUGAAGGCUAAUUCCAAUUACAAGCAAAAUAACAAAAUAUCAAACAAAAACAAAUUCAUUUGAACUUCUCCAACAUUCGGAUUUAUUAAAUAUCAAAAUGGAGUCGUCAAAUAAAGCAAGCACUGUUGCCGAAUGCACCAAAAUUAUCGAGGAAUCGAAAAUUUGCGUACAACAAUCAAGCCCAUUCGAAAAACUGAUUAGAGGAGUUUGCAAUGAUUUAAAUAAGGAAGCAGAUAGAUGUAGAGGCCUAAUUUGGAGAAUUCAACAAAGAGAAAAUUACGAAAAAUCUAAGGCUAUGAAGCGAAAGUGGCAAGAAAAACUACAGCAACAAUCUAAAUAAUUUAUUUAUUAAGGGUAUUUUUAUUUUAAUAAUAAAUAUAUAGUUUGUCCUUCUGGAAUAUUGAUUUAUUUAUCUCCUCC